Messenger RNA from Thecamonas trahens ATCC 50062, 1973 nucleotides. RefSeq names its product flagellar associated protein. Gene Ontology annotation, biological process: cilium assembly. Gene Ontology annotation, molecular function: protein binding. The record is from RefSeq and is a predicted model, not a curated record. The coding region runs from base 24 to 1919 and encodes 631 amino acids. The transcript is spliced from 2 exons. NCBI's taxonomy places the organism in Eukaryota, Apusomonadida, Apusomonadidae.
GAACACACUCCACAUCAGCAAACAUGGCGGACGUGACGACAGCGCUGGCGCUGGACCGCUCGUUUGGGUUUGCAGGAGCUGUGCCUGCGGGGCUCGUGCUGCACCCGAACCAGGAGCACAUUGUGUACCCGCUCGGCUCGUCGGUAGUGGUGCGGACAAUGGGGCAGGCGUCUGGUGAGCAGUUCCUUGCGGGCCACACGUCGCCAAUCACCACGCUUGUGGUAUCGCCGUCGGGACGGUAUCUUGCGUCGGGGCAGGAGCGAUUCAUGGGUCUCAAGGCCGACGUGCUUGUUUGGGACUUUGAGAGCCUCCAGCUUGUUCAUCGGUUUGUUCUGCACAAGGCGGGAAUCAAGGCGCUCGCGUUCUCGCCCAAUGACAAGUAUCUGGCGUCGCUCGGCGACGAGGACGACAACUCUGUGGUGGUGUGGGACCUGGAGGCCGGGGCGGCCAUUUGCGGGGCGCCGGCGUCGAUGGGCUCGUCGGGCGUGGCGCACACGCUUGCGUGGCUUCAUGGAUCCGAGACCUCGUUUGUGUCUGGAGGUGAGUACACGCUCCGCAAGUGGGAGCUCGACCUGAGCAUUCGCAAGCUGCGGGCCGAGGAGGGCCGGCUUGGGCAGCUCAAGCGGAUCAUCGACACGCUUGUGGUUGCGCCAGGUGACGCUGGUGUGUACUGCGGCACGUCGACCGGCGACGUGCUGUACGUCUCGCUUGAUACGAUGCUCUUUCGGGUGUCGGGCCCGAAGAAGCCGUUCCCCAAGGGCGUCACGGCGCUGGCGCUCACACGGCACGCCGGAGUCAUUGCUGGCUCUGGCGAUGGCGUUCUGGCCUCGCUCUCGCCGUCGUCGCUCAAGGUGACCAAGGUGGCGCGGCUGGCGGGCGCAGUGACGUCGAUUGCGCUCGACGCGUCGCACACUGCCAUGUUUGUCGGCACCGCGUCGGCCAACAUUUACACUGCAGUGACCGAGACGCUUGCGACUGAGCUGCGGACGACGUGCCAUCCGGGCAAGGUCAACGACGUGGUGUAUCCGUGCGACUACUCGGAGGUCUUUGCCACCGCAGGCCCCGAGGAUGUGCGCGUGUGGAACUCUCGCACCUCUGAGGAGCUUGUCCGCAUCAGCGUGCCCAACAUCGAGUGCCAUUGCGUCGCCUUUGCCGCCGACGGCUCGGCUAUCUUCUCGGGCUGGUCUGACGGCAAGGUCCGUGCCUUUGGCCCCGAGUCGGGCACACUCCUCUUUGUCAUCAACGACGCCCAUCACGGCCCGGUCACCGCCAUUGCGCCGUGCGCCGACGGUGAGCGCCUCAUCUCGGGCGGAAAGGACGGGGAAGUCCGCGUCUGGCGGCUCAUGGCCUCGUCGCAGGUCAUGGAGGCCACCAUGAUGGAGCAUAAGGGCCCGAUCUCGUCCAUUCAGGUUGCUUCGAACGACAUGGAGGCCAUCACCGCUUCUGGCGACGGCUCGUGUAUCAUCUGGGACCUGGGCUCGUUCAUCCGCGUCCAAGUCAUGUUCGCCCCAUCGUACUUUAUGGCUGCGGCGUACCACCCUGAAGAGGCGCAAGUUCUCUCGUGCGGUACAGACCGUAAGAUCUGCUUCUGGGAUGCCUACGACGGCUCAGCCAUCCGCGAGAUCGAGCUCCUCGACAACUGUGCCGCGAACUCGAUCGCCAUUUUCGCCGACGGUGAGGCCUUUGUCUCGGGUGGCAACGAUAAGCUGGUCAAGCUCUGGUCCUACGACGGCGGAGAGGUUAUCGCCACAGGCUCGGGCCACUCGUCCAACAUUGUCAAGGUCGUCAUUUCGCCCGACCAGUCAGAGAUCGUUUCUAUCUCCGAGGAUGGCGCCGUCUUUGUCUGGGCCGUCCCCGCAGAGCUCAUCGGUCCUGUCGGCGUCGGCUCACUGCGUGCUCUCGACCCUACCGCACGCUGAUGAAUAGCCACUAGCUCGUGCCUGUCCCAAGCAAACAACACUUGCCCACAGUGG